Molecule: messenger RNA, 2491 nt
Organism: Amoebophrya sp. A25
Lineage: Eukaryota; Dinophyceae; Syndiniales; Amoebophryaceae
Source: the annotation of a GenBank genome assembly
GAAAAAUCUCGUUCUUCAAACUUUGUCUGGCAGUAGAUGACACCGUUUGUAAAGAAAUGCUUCAUGUUGAUUUCGACUAUCAGACAACUAUUCACGACUCCUGUAAGUACAGAAUGAAAGACGGCUACAACAACUACUUAUAUAUUCGGAUUUUGUAGGCUCCUAACAAGUAGUUCAAUGUGAUGAUUGCGCCUUCCAUGCGUCAUCGUAGACUAAUUUUUCAUCUUGCUUGGUGCUGGUGGUGCAGUUCGCAAACAACAGGCUUAGUCGAAAGAGCGGCUGAUCAACUAGUACUUCCGUGACCACAGGUAGUAUCCCAUUCGCUGUACGAAUUGACUGUGAAGAACCAGAGUACACGGAGGGCUGCAUCAAGUAGGAACGAGAAGCUUUUCAGUUAGGAAGAAAGGGCUAUGGGAAGCUAAUCGCAUCAUCUGAGGUCGGAUGAGACUACGGGGCGACCAGUUGAUGCACUGUGGUCGCCCUUGGUUUUAUGGCGUAGAAGUCAGCAACUAGAACUGCAUUUUCCUUCAAAUAACAGUGGUCCGUCACCACGCAGUCGGACAACCGUCAUGAGGCCGCUCAGGCGCCACUAGUACUACUCGCUUCAGUGCCAAUAAGAUCACAUAAAGUAGAACGAUUGACGGUGGACCAUCUUCUUCUUCAUCAAGCGGCGACAUACCACAUAGUGAUGGCAUUACUCCUAUCCUCAUCGUUACCAAAGGCUGCCACUGCUGCAGCUGAACAACUACUACAGCACAAGCAAAAGCACGGGAAGGUUACAACAUCGUAACAUAAGGCGAGCCAGGUGGACACUUCUUGCGUUGGAGUUCUUCCCCUACGCGUAGAACUAGAAAUCAAACAGGAUGCCAGUGUGGAAUACAGAACCGCUAAUGCGGACAGAUGGCUUUCGCAGGGCUCGAUCAGCACCCACUUCCAGCACAGCACUCGUCCAGAAAUUCAGCAAAACUUACUCAGAUAGGUACUUCUAAGCAACAUAGUUGUUUCAUGAGGAAGAUGAUGAACUUCAUGAUGUAGUAGUAAGUAAUAUGCCUUGCGUCGAGUUAGAGCUGACAGAUAGAACUUGGCGUCGAAAGUCUACACAUUAAUUCUUCUGAUUCUAAAUCUAACUCUUGUUCUCCUUCUCUCCAUCUCCCUCUCCUAGGUUUCGACCAGUAACGUAUGCACCGCCGACUUAUUCAUUGCGAAAACGCGUAGUGUUUGGGUCUAUGCCAGCUCUCUCGGAUGGAGAUAAGUACGAAAUUCGAAGGAAAAGUAUGGUAUUUAGCUUUGCUUGUGGUCAUGAACUAAGUCCCUUCAUCCAACAUAAGACUCAGCUUAAUAAUACUAGUCUCCUUUCUAAGAGAAAGAGCGCUGCAGACCGCACUUUCAGAAAGCACGUGAGGAAUUGGAGCGUUAGGGAGACGGUAAAGUGGAUGCGAGGUGCCUUGGAGAGGCGAGGACGAGCAGACUUAGUACUACGAAUCAUUUUAUUUCAGAAUACGAGUUAGAGAGCUAGACAAAACAUAGUUGAAGUCUAUCAUCAUGUUUUCUUAUUCCGUCAUUUGCAUAUCCAAAAUUUCGUUCCGGAUUAUUUUCUGUUUCGUAUAGAUUUCGUGUCUUACACUUGCGUCUUUCUGUUCCCAUAGAUUUAGGACCAUAUUUUUUAUGGGAUGAGUACUCUCUCGACCCGUCUUGGAACACUGCAAGAUCUAUGGGCCGAUCGAACGCUUUCCUUACUUGAUAUACAUACUUUGAUGAUUAAUGCUUGAUUAUUUGGAUCUAUUAGCUUUCACCUGUACAUUGACGCGUUAUUUACGGCAUAGAGAAAGAACAUCCGCCGGAUCUUGAAAGUAGGAAUUGACUGAUUGCCCAUGCAGGUUCUGAUCAGUUCAAUUGCUCUUUCUGAUCGUUUUUUCUGUGAGUUAUUAUUUUCUCGUGGCGCUUCAGAUAGAACGAAAUGAAUGAAAAAGUUUGCCGGUAGAAUUCUCUAUCUCUAAGCAUUGUCUAUUUGCUCAUGGUGCUUGUGAAGAUCGAAUGAAAUGCAAAUGCAUGGAUGAAAAAAGUUUGCCUUUGGUCAUCUUGAUUUUCGCUCUCCUCUUGAUAAUGUCGAAGUCUCUAAUCAGCGACGAAGUGGACGGUAAGGAAGUCGAAGGCAAAGAGAUAUUAGGGUGGAGCAGGUAGUCAAUGUCAAGUCCUCCAAAAACUACGGAAAUAAUUUUCAGCUACAAUAACUAGUACUUUGAAGUAGUUCGUUGACUUUUGCUUGUUCACUCAAAUUUGCAGCUACAACCUUUGAAUGACAAGUACUGGAACAACUAGCGAACGACAUCGAUCCACAAUCUAUCACAAGCUGCUGCUUAAUAUUUUCAAGAUGUUGUCACCAAAAGCAAAAUCAAACUUUAGGGAAGUAUUUCGGGAUGAUAUUUGCAAGGGUGAUGCUGAUCUUGGCUGCUCACUAUGGGAUGAGUUGCGGUGUUUAAUCGAAGAGUAA